AUGAAUAAGCAUGGUAAAUGUAUGAAACAGAAGCUCCAGAAAAAGAAGAAACAAAAGCAGCAACAGAAGUACAACGAGAAACUAGAAUUAGCUCCCGCUGAACUUGGUGGUAACCAUGAAACUGGUCGGCACAAAUUCUUUAUCUUUUACCGAUCAAACAAAAAAAAAAAGAAUCGUGAAAUACUAGUUUCUGGAACAACCCCGGUUUUAUCAUCGGAUGUCCCGGAAGGGAUAAUUUGUGAGAUAUUGAGUAGACUUCCCGUGAAAUCACUCAUGAGGUUCAAGUGCGUUCGCAAACGUUGGCAAACCCUAAUCCAGAAAGAUGACUUCUUCAUUGAUUUAAACUACUCUCGAUCGAAAGCAGCACAUUAUGCUUCACUUGUAUGUAUCGGGGAACUACGGCUAAAGGAUAUGCUGAAUGAUAUAACGUGUUUGAUAUCUAUGGAGUUACUUCUGCCGUCAAAAGAAAAUGGAUAUGUAGCAGCUGCUGGAGCUAUAUCUUUAUGGAAAUACCCCUUUCCAAAAUAUAAAAGGGUUUUUUCUACCACCAAUGGGUUGCUUUGUGUCACGGACUUGAUUGAAUACUCUGUUUGCAUAUACAACAUUAGCACUAGAGAAUCAACUCCAUGGAUCAAAUCGACAUUUAUCAGACUCAAACAAGAGGAAGAUAACAAACAAGAGCUAUAUAGAGACUUUUUUCUCCAUAAGUUCGGGUUGGGAUAUGAUGCAGUGACAAAGGAACACAAAGUGGUUGCAGUAUGGAAGUGUUAUGCAUCUGAUGAGCUGGUUAGUGAGGUCUUAACCGUAAGACAUAAUACAUGGAGAAGGAUUGACGCCGUCGUCCCACCUCUUAGUGGAAAGGGUUGUUUUAUUUGUUGGCUGCAUUUUCACCAUCACUGCGAAGAACCAUGUUUCAUCCAAUUCGAUGUUGGCCUUGAAAAAUUCAAGAAGAUAAACAUACUGCUUCUUAAUCCAAUAUUCUUAGAUGACCUCCAUUAUCGUCAUAAUUUGAUCGACAUAGAUCAUAGAUGGCAGAUUGGCUUUGUUACCUACGAGCUUAGGUAUGGGGGACAGACCAACAAAGAUGUAUAUAUUUCAUGA
This is a messenger RNA of Papaver somniferum (opium poppy), 1101 nucleotides long. Its product is annotated as F-box protein At4g19940-like. The record is from RefSeq and is a predicted model, not a curated record. The coding region runs from base 1 to 1101 and encodes 366 amino acids. The transcript has a single exon. Lineage: Eukaryota; Viridiplantae; Streptophyta; Magnoliopsida; Ranunculales; Papaveraceae. Gene Ontology annotation, molecular function: protein binding.